CUUAUAAAGACUUCUUAAGAAGAUGACGAGAAUAUUACUUUUUAAUACUUCCUUACUGGUUUUAUGUUUAGAGGUGAUUCAAAGUGCAAAAAUAUUAGCAGUGUUUCCAACACCAUCGAUAAGCCAUCAAGUCGUGUUCAGACCGCUGACUCGUGAGUUAGCGAGACGUGGUCAUGAAAUCACGGUCAUCACUACAGACCCCGUGUACCCGCCAGGGCAAGCACCUGAUAACCUAACAGAAAUAGACGUCCACGAUCUAUCUUAUACACUAUGGAAAGAGGAAUUAGAAAAAAAGAACGUAAACGUAGUAAAAAAACGACAUUCAAGCGACCAAGCUACUUUUAUAAUUGAGACAAUGUUAAAAAUAAUUAUAACUCAAACGGAAAGCAAAGAAAUUCAAGAUAUAAUUAAUAAUAAGAGAGGUUAUUUUGAUUUAUUACUAUUAGAAGCAUUCGUAAAUCCAGUGCUGAUAUACUCCCAUUUAUUCAAAGUACCCGUAAUUUUUAUCAGUUCGUUCGGUGGAACAACAAGCAAUCUUAGAGUCGUUGGUGUUCCAACACAUCCUUUAUUAUAUCCGGGAAUAUUACAAAGAAAACUAUACAAUUUAACUAAUUGGGAUAAAUUGGAGAUACUGUAUAAUAAUUGGUGUGUAGAACGCAGCAUACAGCAAGCGGAACGCCAAGCUCAUUUAACGUUAAAAUCUAAAUUUGGUACCAAUGUUCCUACUCUUCGUGAGUUAUCUAAUAAUGUGCACAUGCUAUUUUUGAACGUAAACCCGAUAUGGGUUGACAACCAACCAGUGCCGACGAACGUUGUUUAUAUUGGAGGUAUACACGUGACACCGCUGAAAAAAUUGCCAAAGGAUUUACAAUCAUUUUUAGAUUCAUCUAAAAAUGGUGUUGUUUACUUUAGUUUGGGAACAAAUGUCAAAACUUCUACUCUGCCUCCAGAGCUGAUACAAAUGUUUGUAAGAGCAUUCUCACAACUACCAUAUGAUAUUUUGUGGAAAUGGGACCAAGACACGCUGCCAGGACAGACCAAAAAUAUUAAGAUAUCUAAAUGGCUUCCACAAUCUGAUUUACUUAGACAUCCAAAAGUAAAAGUAUUCAUAACUCAAGGUGGGCUACAAUCUACGGAUGAAGCCAUUAGCGCUGGUGUACCACUAAUUGGUAUACCGUUAUUGGGAGAUCAGUGGUACAAUGUGCAAAAAUAUGUCCGACAUCAAAUUGGAAUUCAGCUAGAUAUCGCAACUCUCACAGAAGAUGAAUUUAUAAGAGCAAUUAAAGCAGUCACUGGUGACAAGAGAUAUCUAGAGAAUAUUAAGCGGUUGCGCAGCAUCAUGUCCGACCAGCCUCAGUCCCCGCUGGAGCGCGCGGUCUGGUGGGUGGAGCACACGCUGCGACACGGAGGCGCCACGCACAUGAGAGCCGCCGGCGCCAACGUGUCCUGGGCUCAAUAUUUGGAACUAGAAUUAGCUCUCAUUGUACUAUCAAUAUUACUUCUAGCCUUAACUGUAAUAUUUAUUUGUUUAUAUAUGUUAUGGAAACAAAAACAAAACCAUAAAUUAGAUGUCAAAAGAAAAGUUACAUAAUUAUACUGCUAAACUAACUCUAUCAAAUUAAAAAUGUCUGUGUUUUUAGUAACGAUUUUUUGAUUAAAAAAAACAGGUUAUAUGAAUUACAUUUGGCUUACUAUAAAAAUUUAUUCAACUCUGGAAUAAA
This is a messenger RNA of Melitaea cinxia (Glanville fritillary), 1721 nucleotides long. Its product is annotated as UDP-glucosyltransferase 2-like. NCBI's taxonomy places the organism in Eukaryota, Metazoa, Arthropoda, Insecta, Lepidoptera, Nymphalidae. The record is from RefSeq and is a predicted model, not a curated record. Bases 23 to 1591 code for a protein of 522 amino acids. Gene Ontology annotation, molecular function: UDP-glycosyltransferase activity. The transcript has 4 exons.